AAUCCCGGUAAACCUAGCAGUACUGAAGCUCAAUGAACAAGCCGUCUUAGACAAGUUGAAAAACAAGUGGUGGUAUGACAAGGGGGAAUGUGGACACAAGGACUCCGGCAGAAAGGACAAAACGAGCGCGCUCAGCCUGAGCAACGUGGCCGGGGUCUUCUACAUUCUGAUUGGUGGGYUGGGGCUGGCCAUGCUGGUGGCUCUGGUCGAGUUCUGCUACAAGUCUCGCAUCGAGUCCAGGAGGAUGAAGGAACUCAUCGACGCCGCCAUGAUGAGCAGCAGCCUCGGCGGGAUGGCCGGCGGGGUCGGGGGCGGAGGAGGAGCGGCGGCGGGGCUCGGAGGCGAGAACGGGCGAGUGAUGGCGCACAACUUCCCCAAGUCUGGAGCUCAGGGUUUGCCCUGCAUGGGCAAGGCAGCRGGCCUGGGCCUGUCCUCCACAGGCAUGUGACCUGAACCCAGCCUGCUGAUUGGACAGAACCACACCUGUCAGGAAGGGAGCAGAAAGAGGGGCGGGGACAUAUUGGAUGGAGGAGACAGGAGAAAGUCUAAUACAAACAGGAGAGGAGUCAGAUCUCCUGUAAGACACGCCGCUGGGCUCAAAAACCCACAAACUCAUUUUUUUCAUACAAACGACACGUUUUGCUGCUUCUGCAGUAACGGACCUGAUGUGUGUGGGGGGUUAAGCUUCUUAAUGACUGAACUGAUUCACGUGUCACUCACACCGAGCUCAGCCACGCCCACACCAAUCACCACCGCUGCAGGCCUGAGGGGGAGGAGCUUCAACGCUUUACGCCUCUAGCUCUGGAAACGUGGGUCAGCUAACUGCCUUCAUGAAACACUUCAUAUAUAAAAGUACAAAUGUGUCAAAUA
Austrofundulus limnaeus is the source of this 870-nucleotide messenger RNA. RefSeq names its product glutamate receptor 1. Gene Ontology annotation, cellular component: membrane. The record is from RefSeq and is a predicted model, not a curated record. Gene Ontology annotation, molecular function: ligand-gated monoatomic ion channel activity. Lineage: Eukaryota; Metazoa; Chordata; Actinopteri; Cyprinodontiformes; Rivulidae.